Aspergillus sclerotioniger CBS 115572 is the source of this 1005-nucleotide messenger RNA. Its product is annotated as OBAP family protein. The coding region runs from base 160 to 1005 and encodes 281 amino acids. The record is from RefSeq and is a predicted model, not a curated record. The transcript is spliced from 4 exons. NCBI's taxonomy places the organism in Eukaryota, Fungi, Ascomycota, Eurotiomycetes, Eurotiales, Aspergillaceae.
AAUCCUACAUCCAUCACCUACAAACCCAGUCAUCGUGACGUCAGCCACAACCAUCUGUAUAUCAACAACCACCACCACCACAUCACCAAAUAAUCCAUACCCCUCAUCCCACUCAUACCCAAUCCCCAACCCCAAAUCCCAAACCAUCAAGCAACAACAAUGUCCACCGACACCGAAACAGAACACAACCUCCCCGGCACCUGCAAAACGACCAAAAGCACCAUCCUCGAGACCGGCGCCAAAGCCAUCCAAGACUUCAAACCCGUGAACAACAUCUGCGCACACCUGAAUGCCUUUCACGUUUACGCCUCGGAUAAAUCUCGUUGUGUGGAGGCUAACCACUACUGUUCACAUAUCACGGAGGACAUAAGACAAUGCCUAAUCUACGCCCACCCCACCCCCAACUCCCCCCUAAUCGGAAUCGAAUACAUGAUAACACCCAAACUCUUCUCCACACUUCCCGAAUCCGAGAAAGCGCUCUGGCACACGCACAUCUACGAAGUAAGUAGUGGGAUGCUCAUAAUGCCCAAACCCACCUCAUCCCUAGUCCCCGACGCAGCCUGGAACGCAGCCGAAACGUCCGAAAUGCGGGAUAUACUGCCUUUGUAUGGGAAAACGUAUCAUUUCUGGCAGGUGGAUCGGGGGGAUAAAGUGCCGUUGGGGGGGCCGGAGUUGAUGGCGAGUUUUUUGGAUGAGGAGGGGGUGAGGAGGGUUGUGAAGGGGGAGGGAGGGGGAUUGGGGGAGUUGGUGGGAGAGAGGGAUGGGAGGUUUGGGGUGGAUUUUAGAGAGAAGAGGGAGUUGAGGAGGGGGAUGGUGGAGGAGGGUUUGGGGGGGAUUGAGAAGGAGGGGGGGAUGGUUCCUGGUGAGUAUCUAUCUACUUGGAUUCUUUCUCUUUGGUUUGGUGAUGUGUUCAUGUCUCCCGUCGUUACCACCCAGCCUUCCAUUCCCAUAACAAAAUGGGGUCCAAGCCAGGCUAUCGUUCAGGGAAUCCCAUCACUGAUGUGA